UCAGAAAGGAGAAUAGUCGUUAUAUAGUUAUUUCAUUUGAAAAAAAAAUGGAAUAUCUUCAAGUUUCAUCCAUUCAGAACAUCCAGGCGCUGUCCGCCUUGCUUUCCACUCAACAAGAUGAUGAUGAUGAUUAUCAAGAUGUGUCUCCUUAUGCCAAGAUGGGCCCAGGACACAUAGGCCCCCUGGCCAAAAAAGAGAAAGAAGAGUCGUCGGCAUAUGAGAAGAAGAACAGCAAAGAAGUGUGGAGCGAGGAAGAGGUGCCCGAAGGCCCACAGUAUGAUGAUGUCACCGACCCAAGGCCGCAGCCUGAAUAUGAAAUCAUCCUCAAGCAGAGUGUUGGCACAGAGGAUCUCUUUUUGGGCCUAAGCAGAAAGGACCCGUCCUCCAUGUGCUGUGAAGCAAUGCUGGUGAAAAUCAAACUUCCUGACAGCAAACUGUCAGAUGUGACUCUGGACGUGAAGGAGAAGUUCCUUGACCUUCGGACACCGAAAUAUAGACUGGCUCUCCACCUCCCGCACCCAGUCCACCACCAGGAGGGCAAGGCUCAGUUUUUCAGCGAGAGGGAGGAGCUAGAGGUGACGCUGGUGAUGAAUCGACCACUGGACGCCGUCAACAUGCAGUGA
Messenger RNA from Phycodurus eques (leafy seadragon), 623 nucleotides. It is a transcript of the gene dnaaf6, whose product is annotated as dynein axonemal assembly factor 6. Lineage: Eukaryota; Metazoa; Chordata; Actinopteri; Syngnathiformes; Syngnathidae. Gene Ontology annotation, cellular component: cytoplasm. The transcript has 6 exons. Gene Ontology annotation, biological process: flagellated sperm motility; axonemal dynein complex assembly. The record is from RefSeq and is a predicted model, not a curated record. The coding region runs from base 48 to 623 and encodes 191 amino acids. Gene Ontology annotation, molecular function: protein-folding chaperone binding; dynein intermediate chain binding.